AUGAGGACACACGAUAGUGUACAACUACAACUACAGUUGUCAAUCUCUCAGAUUGCCUCUUCCGAGUUGACCGUGGUCUCGAUCCGAAUCGGGCCACGGCACACGGAAUUCGAGGCCAAGAACAAGAAUGACAUGGUCCGCACUGACACCCUCUCCAUCUCUCUCUCUAUCUCUCUGGCUCUCGACCAAAAAGCCCAGGGUCUGUCUACCUUGUCAGUCGGAGUGGAGCAUGUUGUGUCUGGUUUAGGUAACGCGCACGCACCCGAUGCUCAUAUGAUUUACGUUCCCAUAUUAAGGGCGACAGGAGGGUCUGUUUCACAGCCCGGCGCUACGUCUGAGAUUCCGCGAUACGCGCCUCCUCUCUCUCAACAUGGAAUCUUUCGCCUGGCCCGAGGCAGCAUGCAUGAGCUGGCAAUUUUUCACUCUAGCAGCUUGUCUUUGUUGUUUCAGGCCUUCAUGGCUGAGAUUGCCGACUUGCCCUGGAUCACCGCCGCGCGCAACAAACUGAGCAUGACAGAGCCGAGCCUCCACGCCGCCCAGUGGGGCAAUCCAUCUCAUCUUUCCAAGACCGGCCGCCCUUCCAAUUCGGAGCACAUCCGACUGCUGCGAUGGGCCCCCCCGGCCUCGACCGGUGCCCACCCCCCAGAAUUCCACCACUCCGGUCUGCAUAUUGGUGUUUCGGGCUGA
Molecule: messenger RNA, 687 nt
Organism: Colletotrichum higginsianum IMI 349063
Lineage: Eukaryota; Fungi; Ascomycota; Sordariomycetes; Glomerellales; Glomerellaceae
Exons: 4
Coding region: 1-687 (228 amino acids)
Source: RefSeq, a predicted model, not a curated record